Molecule: messenger RNA, 11433 nt
Organism: Acromyrmex echinatior (Panamanian leafcutter ant)
Lineage: Eukaryota; Metazoa; Arthropoda; Insecta; Hymenoptera; Formicidae
Biological process (GO): acrosome assembly; binding of sperm to zona pellucida
Cellular component (GO): extracellular region; zona pellucida receptor complex; acrosomal vesicle
Source: RefSeq, a predicted model, not a curated record
AUGUCAAUUAAACCAUUGUCUUCAGAGUUACAAAAAUUGCUAGGCGCAAUUCAAUUAGUCAAUCAAAGUAUCAGCAACGUGCAAAGUAGACUGUGCGAUAAAAAAAAUGUCGGAUCAGCGAGGACCGAGCAAGAGAGCAAAAAUAGAAACGCCACAAAUAUUACGAAACUAGUUGAUAAAGUAGAUUAUUACGAUUCUGAUUUCUCUAUAAAAAGUUUUAAUAAUCAGUCUUUGGACAAGAGACAUAUUGAAAUUGGAGAUAAAAGUAUUGCAGAACGCGAUGUAAAAAUUAGAAGAAGAACUAUCUUUUUAAAUAAAUUGAUGACACCGUUUUAUAAGCACAAAAGCUCGAUUAGCGAUUUAGAGGUACAGAGCGGUCGCAGAAACUUCCUCAAAAAGAGAAAAUUGAAUGAGAGAGAGUUUUCCAAAUCAGGCGACAAAUUGUCUCAUUCAAGGUUUAAUAGAAAUUUAAAGUCUCUGACGAAAAAUUACGAAACACGAAUGAAGCCAAUCCGACAGUUCGGAUUGAAAAAAAUGAAGCGCACAACGCCAAUUUUAGGAUUGUCGCGUUUGAUUAAAAGUGACAUAUCGAGCAAAAAUUUUGAAGGCGGCAGACAAAAUCAUCAAAAGAAUCAUCAAAUAAAAAAAAAAUUUCAUCCUAUUGAUCCACAAUUUUAUAAGGAAGCGACGGCUUAUCUUGAUAUACUUGAAUUAUUGGGUAAAACUAAAAAAGUAGAAUACGCUACUGAAAUAUGGACCACUCAGAAACUAACGGAGUCGUUGCCAUCAUUAAUUUUCACAACUACAGAAUUUUUUGUACCUACGUUAACAUUUUUACCGUACUUUAUCGAGGCACCGAUAAUUACAACUUCCAGUACAAUCGCAGAAGAGAAAGAAAUUUUCGAGAUAACUAAAUCGUCUUUAUAUGAAUACAUAACAUCGCCGAUUACGUUAAGUGCUUCUAUAAUACCAAUGUCGACUACGUUGCCACUAUUUUAUAUGACAAAAUUAACAAUUCUUUCGAUGGAGGAAACUGCAAUAUCAAUCACUGAUUUAACUAUAACACCAGUUGUUGCGAUUACUGAAGUAACUGAAAUUCCUAUCACAAUUCCAAUGAUAGAAAUUUUUACAACCGAAUCUGUCAUGCUAUUAACUGCAUUUUUAGAAGAUAUGACGGAUAUUACUUUAAAGAUUACAGUUCCUGUAGCUACUGAAACUUUAAUUGAAGAGAUACCCGCUUUAACCGUUGUUACAGAGAGAGAAAUUAUGGAAAAUAUAUCAACAAGUCUGGCAACGGAAAUAACACAAAGUUCAUUUAUUGAAACAAAUAUAUCUUUAUAUACAUUCUCGACAUUACUUGAAACUACACAAACAGAAUUGAUGAUUGAAACUACAACUUUUAUCGUAUCAGUUUUAACAUCUCUAGCAACAGCUUCUCAAAUUGCAACAUCAGAAUCUGUUGGCGAGAAUAUAACUUUGUAUAAAACUGAGAGUACUACUGCAAUCGCAAGUUCGCCUAUGGUUUUAAAACAAACGGAAACGAUUUUAAGUACAUCGACAAAAAUUGCGAUAACAACUUUAAUACCGGAGGACGAGAGUCCAGUGUCACAGAUUGAGAAAACUAUAACCGCGGAGGAAACAGCUACAGAAGUUCCAACGACUACCGAAACUCCAACGCCUACUGAAAUUAUAAUAAUUACUACUGAAACUUUAACAACAGCUACGGAGAUUCCAAUGACCAUAGAAGCUACAACAAUUACAGAAACUUCAAUUCUUACUGAAAUUUUGACAACUCUUAAAACUCCAAUUACUGAAGAAACUACAAGUACUAAAACUUCAACGCUCAGUACAACGUCACUUAAAAUUGAAACAACCGAAAUUUCGACAACUAGCAAAACUUCGACAAUUACUGAGACUUCAUUUAUAAAAACUACAAUAACCGAAAUUCUACCGAUUAAUAAAACUAUAACAACUGCGGAAACACCAACUAUCGAAACUUCGACAGCCAGCAAAAUAUUAACGAUUAGUACAAUUCCAACGAUUAUAGCUACAACAACAACGGAAAUUUUAACAUCUACUGAAAUUUUGACAACUCUUAAAACUCCAAUUACUGAAGAAACUACAAGUACUAAAACUUCAACGCUCAGUACAACGUCACUUAAAACAACCGAAAUUUCGACUAUAAAAACUACAAUUACCGAAAUUCUACCGAUUAAUAAAACUAUGACGACUGCGGAAACACCAACAACUAUCGAAACUUCGACAGCCAGCAAAAUAUUAACGAUUAGUACAAUUCCAACGACUAUAGCUACAACAAUGAUAGAAAUUUUUACAACCGAAUCUGUCAUGCUAUUAACUGCAUUUUUAGAAGAUAUGACGGAUAUUACUUUAAAGAUUACAGUUCCUGUAGCUACUGAAACUUUAAUUGAAGAGAUACCCGCUUUAACCGUUGUUACAGAGAGAGAAAUUAUGGAAAAUAUAUCAACAAGUCUGGCAACGGAAAUAACACAAAGUUCAUUUAUUGAAACAAAUAUAUCUUUAUAUACAUUCUCGACAUUACUUGAAACUACACAAACAGAAUUGAUGAUUGAAACUACAACUUUUAUCGUAUCAGUUUUAACAUCUCUAGCAACAGCUUCUCAAAUUGCAACAUCAGAAUCUGUUGGCGAGAAUAUAACUUUGUAUAAAACUGAGAGUACUACUGCAAUCGCAAGUUCGCCUAUGGUUUUAAAACAAACGGAAACGAUUUUAAGUACAUCGACAAAAAUUGCGAUAACAACUUUAAUACCGGAGGACGAGAGUCCAGUGUCACAGAUUGAGAAAACUAUAACCGCGGAGGAAACAGCUACAGAAGUUCCAACGACUACCGAAACUCCAACGCCUACUGAAAUUAUAAUAAUUACUACUGAAACUUUAACAACAGCUACGGAGAUUCCAAUGACCAUAGAAGCUACAACAAUUACAGAAACUUCAAUUCUUACUGAAAUUUUGACAACUCUUAAAACUCCAAUUACUGAAGAAACUACAAGUACUAAAACUUCAACGCUCAGUACAACGUCACUUAAAAUUGAAACAACCGAAAUUUCGACAACUAGCAAAACUUCGACAAUUACUGAGACUUCAUUUAUAAAAACUACAAUAACCGAAAUUCUACCGAUUAAUAAAACUAUAACAACUGCGGAAACACCAACUAUCGAAACUUCGACAGCCAGCAAAAUAUUAACGAUUAGUACAAUUCCAACGAUUAUAGCUACAACAACAACGGAAAUUUUAACAUCUACUGUAAUUUUGACAACUCUUAAAACUCCAAUUACUGAAGAAACUACAAGUACUGAAAUUUCAACGCUCAGUACAACGUCACUUAAAACAACCGAAAUUUCGACUAUAAAAACUACAAUUACCGAAAUUCUACCGAUUAAUAAAACUGUGACGACUGCGGAAACACCAACAACUAUCGAAACUUCGACAGCCAGCAAAAUAUUAACGAUUAGUACAAUUCCAACGACUAUAGCUACAACAAUAACAACGGAAAUUUUAACAUCUACUGAAAUUUUGACAACUCUUAAAACUCCAAUUACUGAAGAAACUACAAGUACUGAAAUUUCAACGCUCAGUACAACGUCACUUAAAACAACCGAAAUUUCGACUAUAAAAACUACAAUUACCGAAAUUCUACCGAUUAAUAAAACUAUGACGACUGCGGAAACACCAACAACUAUCGAAACUUCGACAGCCAGCAAAAUAUUAACGAUUAGUACAAUUCCAACGACUAUAGCUACAACAAUAACAACGGAAAUUUUAACAUCUACUGAAAUUUUGACAACUUAUAAAACUCCAAUUAUCAAAGAAACAGGUACUACAAUCAUAACGCCUACUGAAACUACUCUAAUGCCUAUUGAAACUAAAACAACUAUUGAAACUUCGACAAUUACCGAAAUUACAACAUCUACAAAAAUUACCGAAUUUCUAACGACUAAUAAAAGUGUAAUAACUCCAGUGGGAACUCCAACAUCUAUCCAAAUCCUAACAACUAGCGAAAUUCCAACGACCAGUACAAUUCCAACGACUAUAGUUAGAACAACAACAAUAACGGAAACUUUAACACCUACUGAAAUUUUAACAACUUACACAACUCCAAUUAUUAAAAAAACUACAGGUGCUAAGAUCUUAACGCCUAUUGAAACUUCAACGCCUAUUGAAAUUAAGACAACUACCGAAACUUCGACAAUUAUCGAGAUUUCAACAACUAUAGAAACUACCACAAUCAGCAAAAUUCUAACGGUUACUGAAACUCUGACAACUACAGAAACAGCGUUUACCGAAACUCCGACAACCAGCGAAAUAUCAAUGACUAGUCCAAUUCCAACAAUUACAGAAAUUACAGCCAUUACUGAAACUUUAACACUUACUGAAAUUAUAGCAACUACUAAAAUUCCAACGAUUAAAACAACAGUAAGUACUAAAGGUUUAACGCCAACAAUUACGGAAACUCCAUCAAGUACCGAAACUCAAAUAAUUACCGAAAUUUUAACAAUUACCGAAAGUUUAGGAUCCACAGAAAUUCCAGUAACUUCAACUACAUCUAUUACAACUGUGUUUUUCACAACAUCAGAAAGUACUACAUCAUCCAUGACAAUGUCCUCGAAAGAAUUUUUCCCAACACCAACUCUGACUACUUUGACUACAAUUAUUACUACUGAAACAGCUGAGACCAUUUUAAUUCCUUCGACGACAUCUAUUAUAACGCUAUUACAAACGUUGAUUACAAAUACGACGCUAAGUGAAACACUGUAUACUACGAUUUCUAGCAUGUUUUUGACUACGACAAAAGGAGCUGUUACAACUUCUUUCAAAACUGCAAUUCCAACUACAUCAUUAAAAGUAACAACGACAACGCCACUACCAUUAGUUACAAGCACAAUGUCAAGUGAAAUGCCGAAUACUACGCUUUCUACAUUUUUAAUAGAAGAGACUACAGUUUCUUUAAUACCUACGACAGCAUCUUCAUUUGAGACAUUACACACUAAAGCUGCAUUGCCAAUUCCUACAACGGUAUCCACAAUCGAAACGAUUCUGACUAUAUCAUCCAUCUUGACUGUGAACGCCACAGUCUUCACUACAACUGCUAGCACAAUCACAGAAGAGAUCCUCAAAAGUACAAUAUCUCCGUUUACAUAUUUGACGGUAACAACGCCUUCUAUCACUCAAAUUCCAAUCAAGCCUAUUGUGAUGGAUACUGGAACAACAGCUUAUGAGACUACCUCUACCUUAGUUACUUCAUCUCUUUUAACAGAAACCAUUACAGGUACGACGUCUUCUAUAAUAGAAUAUGAAGAAACUAAAGAAACUGAAGAAUAUUAUGAAACAACGAGAGAAGAAAUAGCGACAGUUACAAGUACAGCUAAACUAACAACGACAGAACAUACAACUUGGAUUACUACAAAAGAAGUUACUAUCGAAGAAACAACACCAAUAACGUUUUUUACUACUUCGUUUUCUGUUGAAACGAUUUCAGAAGCAACUUCUCCCGUAAUCGAAACGAUUACUUUGUUCACGAUAACUAAAGAAACUUUAUUGAUUGAAAAAAUCGUCACUGUUACUCCUGAAACAAUGAUUGAAGUUACAUUAAUUUCCACUGAAACAAGUACAAUGCCAACAAUAGAAACAAGUACUACGAGUACCAGUUUGGCAGCAGUCGCGACGACUGCUUUACUUUUGGAAGAAACUGCCACAGAAAUUACAGAAACAAGUUUGAUAACAACUGCAACUGCUACAUUAUUGCCAACUACUAAAAGACCAGAAUAUGCAACAAUUUUAGAAGCUGCAAUUACCGUGACGCUUGCUCCAUUUUCCGAAUUAAUUCUAUCAAUAAUAAUUACAUCGGAAACGCCUGUGACUACAUCGGAAGUUAUUUCUACAUUGUCAACAACUGUAUCAGAAGAGUUUACGACAUCAACGACUGAAAGUCCAUCAAUAACAUACACUACUCAAAUUUCUAUAUUACUUAUCGAAACAACCAUUUCUCCCAUUGUUUCAAUUUCGACAGAACCUACUGAAGAAUCGCUAGAAGCUGAAACGGAAUAUUAUGUAGCAAAAGAGCCAUUUUACGAAGAAGAAUAUGAAGAAUAUGAAGAAUACGAUACUGAAAUACCGACUGAUAAGUGGUAUUAUUAUGACGAAUACGAAACCACGACAAAAGAAACAGCUAUGACAGAAUAUACGGAAUUACUUAAAGAAAAGGCAACGAGUCCGCCUUUUAUUGAAGGUACAACGACAUCUUUAUAUAAAAUAAAAACUUCAGAGUUUACAAAAUACCUAACACAUUCUGAAACUGCAUCAACUUAUAUUAAUGUGACUUCAACCGUGGCUACUCCAGAAAUAUCUUAUACCGAAAAAAUUACUUCAACUUCUAUCUUAGAAACAUCCACAUCGACUAUAGUUGAAAAUGUUACAACGGUUAAAAUGGAAACUGAAUUAACAGCGUCCACUGUAAGUAAAGAAGAAUCAACAACAAUGUGGUUUACUUUUGGUUCUACUGAAGAAUACACUCUUCCCUCUUCAACAACUUUCAAAAUUCCAACGGAUUCACUUGACUAUCUAACGAUUCCUCCCAGGUAUACGGUUGUAGAACGGUUCACGCAAAUCUGGGUUACUACACCAAAAUUCAUUACAAAGCCUAAAGAAAUUCCAAAGAUUGCAUUGACUACAAUUCCAGAACAAGUUUCAGAGACUGAGACUACCGUGGAAAAGUUAACUUCUUUUUUCAUCUCAUCAACGCAAACGACGUUACCGGAAAGAGAAGUUAUUGAAGUGUUCGCAACAACCACGAGUACUGUAUCUUCUGAAAUGGAAAGUAUCAAAACCGUUUAUGAAGUUAUCACUUCAGCGAUGACGGGAGAAGAGACUAUCCCGAGUGUAACACCAUUUAUCACAUCUGAAGCUGAAACUGAAAUUACUACGAUAAAACCUUGGGACAUAGAAAAGAAAAAACGCUUAAAAAUGAUGCAACGUGAAAAAGAGAAAGAGAAGAAUAUUACAGUAACAACUGAGGGCUAUCCUACAACUACUACCAGUAUCUCGAUUACAUCUCCCAUCUAUACUAUUGGUACAAAUUUAACUAUGCCGACUACAGAAAUUGAAAUUACAUCCCCUGGUUUCGAGAUAUCUAUUACUACGUUAAGUUUAGUCGAAAUUACUACGGUUCCAACUAAAACAACUCUAUUUAGUAUCACAGAAAAAAUCACAUCCGAGAUAUAUACUACAGAAGAAAUGGAGGAAAUAACUACAGAAGAAAGUACAUCUGUGACAUAUACUCCAGAAAAAACAAUUAUACCUUACACUAUAAAGAAAACCACAUCUAUCACAUACAUUACAAAAGAAAUAGAGGAAACGCAAAUUACAGAUUAUAUAACUUUGACACCGUAUGUUACUACAUCUAUCAUGGAUUUGUAUAAUAUCGGUUUAGCUUCAAUUGAAACUGCAACUUCGUAUGCUACCAAAGAAAUGUAUACUGUAAGUUACGUAUUCGAAACGACUCCGUUUAGUAUAACAGAGGAAACCAUAUCUGUGACAUAUACUAUGGAGAGAGUGACAUAUACUACGGAGGAAGCAAUAGAAGAGACUACAUUUACGCCAUAUGUUACGGAAGAAAUAGAAGAGACUACAUUUACGCCAUAUGUUACGGAAGAAAUAGAGGAAGCGCUUUACACUACGGAGAGAAGCACAACUAUUACAUAUUUCACAGAAGAGAUAGAGGAGAUACAAAUUACGGAUUACGUAACCUUCACGCCGUAUAUCACUACAUCUGUUGUAGAUUUAUAUAGUAUUGGCUUAGCUACAAUUGAAACUACGACUCCUUAUACUGUUAGAGAAAUAUAUACUACGAGUUACAUAACUCUAAGCGAACCUUUAUUCGUUUCAUCUACCAUUACUAGUCCAAUUACAUUAGUCACCAGUAAGUUCAUUACUUUACCUAUUACUACAUUUAGUACAAGAUUUGAAGAAAUCAGUGUAACUUCAGUUACAACCCCUACGUGGUAUACCACAGAAGAAACCAUUACUAGUCCAAUUACAUUAGUCACCAGUAAGUUCAUUACUUUACCUAUUACUACAUUUAGUACAAGAUUUGAAGAAAUCAGUGUAACUUCAGUUACAACCCCUACGUGGUAUACCACAGAAGAAACAUACAUAGCAACUUAUACAGAUAUUUAUGGUAAACCUUUACUCACUUCAUCGGAAUUAGAGUUCACUUUAUCGACUAUGGCUAUUAGCACGACUACAGAGAAAAAAAUAUUAAUUAUACCGUCCGAGAAAUCGACUAUGCUCACGAGUUUAUCAACGCCAGUACCGCCGACUGAAAGAAUUACUAUAAAAGCUCAAUUAACAACGCAGAUUGAAAGAAUAACCGAAAAGAAAGAAAAUCGAACGACUACAAAGAUGGGAAUUACUCAAUAUACAGAAAUGAAAGAUAUCGAAGAAAAGAAACAAACAACAUCUGUUCCUGAAAAAACUGUCACGCAGGAAGAAGAAGAAAUAAUAACAAAACGAAUUUGUCUGAACGUUUUAGAAAAUACAACGAUUCCUUUCGAUAAAAGAAGAAGAAAUAUUGUAACUAAAAAGAUCUGUCUGCCGUACUUUCCGGAAAAAAAUGAAGAGAAGAAAUCAAUUGGUCGAUUAAGCAGAAGGCUUCUUGCUUUACCAAGUACGAAGAAAAUUAAAAGAUCGAGAUGGGAUGUUCCAUUAAAUUUUCGGCAUCGCAGAAGAGAGAAAGAGACUACUCGUAAGAUUGACAAUCUGCAGCUGUCGAAUUAUGAAUGGCUGAGCAAUAUCACUAAGCCAUUGCAAUAUUUUAAAGGUUUCUCUAGGAUUUAUAAAAAAAUGAAGAAAUUUCCAAAAAAGAUUGCAAUGCAAAAAAACACGACCUACGAUUUUCAAAAUUGUACUUCUCUAUAUGAACAACAUGUUUUUGAUUAUUAUGAAAGUGUCUUCCAACCAACUGCGACGUUCAUGGAUAGUAAGAAAUAUGGAAAGAGAAACGCAUUGUUCAGAUACGAUUUGAUUACUACAAGAAAAAGUGACGACAAAACAAGUGUUCGAAAGAGAGACGUUUCAUCGAGAGAGAAUAAUGAACGGUUUUGGUCGAAGAAAAAUACAGCCAAUAUUUCAAAUGAAAAAGCAACAAUCAAAGAAGAUGAAAUUUAUACGGUAAACGUACUACACCUCAAUUACGAUGAAGAACAAAUGCAUAAAGUAAUAUCUGCUAAACCAGAUGAAGACGAACUAACAGCAAUUUUAUUUGAAUCAAAUUAUAUGAAUUAUAAGGAACAUGAAACAUCAACACAAACAUAUGAUGGAAGAUUAUUAGAUAACGGAAAUAAGGAUAAAAGAAUGACAGAAAAUAAAACAGAAUUAUUGAAUCAAGCAUGGCCUACUGAGAAAAAUACAAUGUAUCAUUUAGGCGGCACUAGAUUAUGGGAACUCGAUUUUGUUACGGAACCCACAUCAGUUGUAUUAUGUACAACUGAUAAAAGUAAAACCAUUGAUGGAUCGCUCCCCAGAACGACCUGUUUUGAUGUUGUUCUUAAAAGAAAUGACAAAAUAAAAUCUAAUAUAUCUUAUUAUAAACACCACCUUAAUAGCAAUAAGAUAACGAAACAUGUUUCUAUUAAAAACCGAGAUGCCAGUCUUGAAAACAUAACGAGAAUGAAUGCAUUGCGUUAUAAGUUAAGAACAAAGCAACCCAGGGUAGCAAAGAAAUUAAAACGCGAAUCGCAAAAAUUCGAACCAAAUCAUUACAAGCAGGAAAGUUUCGAAAAGAAAAGAAUAGUAAGACUUAACGAUUUCCGAUGUACCAGCGAAGAUUCAACAGUGAAAAACCGCAAGCUGUGCAUUGCUAAUGCAAACAAAUUGAAGCGUCAAAUUGUUAGGCACAAAGAUACAAACAAACACAAAAAGAAGCAAGUAGCAAAAUCGCGAACAUCACAAAAUUUACACUCCCUUCAUAAUACAGAUAACGGUGUCGUAAAGAAAAAAAAUGCAUACCGUAAAACAACAACUGCUAAUCAAUCUCUUCAAGUAAGAGCAAGCUUCUCAUUAGACGAAAUUAAGGCACUUAAUUGCAGCGAAUAUAAAGAGAUACAGGACAAAAUAGUGAUCUCAAUGGAUUCCGACAUGGAGGAAGCCAAAGAAUUUCCCCAACCGCAUUACAACAUCGAAUCACUUAAGGGACAGAAAUAUAUCAAACUAGGAGAACUGGAGAACAAUUUGAAAAUCAACUCGGAACUUGACAGCGGUACUUCCAUCGCGAGUUUUUCAUCAAAUAACGAUGUUAUCUCAUUACCCGGUCUUAAUCUCAAUUUACCCUGUAAUCAAGACGGCAAUGGUAUCACGUGGCUAUCAAGCAUUAGCAGACCGAGUUACACAUGGAAAAGAACGGACGGCAUUGCACUCUUCGGUUUCGUGACGGAAAACGGCGAUUUGGAAUUGCGAAAUGUGAACGCGAAAGACACGGGAAAUUAUACCUGUGUCAUGAAGUAUAUGAGCCCCGAUAAUGAGGAAUCCGUGGAAACCACUUACGAAAUCCAUUUGCAAGUUGUCACGCUGCCGAGGUACAUCGUGCACGGAGAAAAUCGUUAUCAUGUACGAUCUUGCGACGAAGAGGACUUGGAUAUGCUGGUAACAUAUCUACCCCCAAAAUUGAACAAUAUUAUAUGCGAGGCAGAUGUUUGCAACGCUUACGUCUUAACGCCGUCUUGCUCCCGAAGUCAAAUUACAGUGAAUAUUCUGUUAGUGCCAUCGCAUAUCGUUAAACUAAUGACGGUCGAUCCCAAACGCUGCAAUGUCUUCUGUCUUAAAGCCAUUCAAGAUAAACUCUCGCUGAUACUGAGUAAAAAUCUGCAAAUCUUCCUCGAGAAGACUAAUUACCGCAUUACGAGCAGAGACUGGUGCCGAUCGUUGAAAAGUCGUCGUUCGCAAGACGGAAGAGAGGAAAAACCGAUGCAAACGUAUCCACCGGAAGAUCCAGUAAUAUCGGCUUGUUCUCCAGCUGCCCAGCGGGAUAUGGUCUUCGUGAUACACAUUGUGUUCCUUGUAACGUGGGCACUUAUAGCGAGGAUGGAACGUCGCACUGUAAAAGAUGCCCACCCGGUACGUAUCAACCGAAUCACGGCGCUAGAGUUUGUCGUACGUGCACUAAUCCAACGACAAAAGGUUGUUACAAUAUGCUCUGGAAUUCUUUCUCCGCUGUAAUGGUAACUUUGGCAAGUAUUGGCGCGAUACUGUUGAUAUGUUUGCUGUUACUAUGGAUAAUUUGCUGCGCUAAGAAGAAAUUCUGCGUAAAGCGAAUAGCUGGUCUUAUUAUCAGGGAAAAUACAUUUGAAAAAGAGGUAAAAUUGCAAUGUAUUAAAUUUUAAGAAAUGAUAGAAGAUAAAUAAU